Dermacentor albipictus is the source of this 2143-nucleotide messenger RNA. RefSeq names its product trypsin-1-like. NCBI's taxonomy places the organism in Eukaryota, Metazoa, Arthropoda, Arachnida, Ixodida, Ixodidae. The record is from RefSeq and is a predicted model, not a curated record. Gene Ontology annotation, biological process: proteolysis. Gene Ontology annotation, molecular function: serine-type endopeptidase activity.
GUGAUGGAGACGGCGAACGUGACUUAUUGAACAACGGCAGUUUCGGGUCGGCCUUUUUUCCCUUGUCACGCGCUUCAUACGAGCCGCCAGCAGGAAGAAAAGCUCGAUCUGGAAGUAGCGUCUCUACAGUGCAAAAAUAGGAACAAUUGUACUUGGAUAGCCACCAUUUUCUGACAACCCGCUUAUCCUUCGCGAUGUUUCAAACAAAUCCUACACGUUUGUGUGUUCUACGGGAUAGACCAGCAUAACUUUAGGCCAGCGUACCAGUUUUGAAGGCUGUGUGCCGAAAAAUACGCGAUAGCAUCGGAGAAGUCGUUUCGGACGAAGAAAUGCUGAAUGUCUACCUUUUCACAGCCUUCGGAUGCGUCUUUCAAAAGGUGCUUUCAGACUCAAUAAAUGCACCAGGCUGCGGCAUUGGACACCCAUUGAGCCGAAUCGUCAACGGGAGGGCAAUAUCCAAGUUUCAAUUACCUUGGAUCGUGUAUAUACAGAUUGCAAACAAGUGGUCAGCAAAGAACUUCACAGAAUCGAUGUGUGGUGGAAGCAUCAUCUCUCCAAGUUUCGUUCUCACGGCAGCCCACUGCAUCAACACGUACGGGAAACUGCCAUUCUGGACCAGAAUCUACUACAACACCACGGAGAUGUCGAAAGGCCCAAAUGUCAUUGUGGAUAAGAUAAUAAUCCACCCAGAAUUCACUUGGGAUACAUUGGCCAACGAUAUCGCCCUUCUUAAGCUUAGAUAUGCACUCGAGUUCGACCAAUAUGUGGUGCCAGUAUGUCUUCCACGUCAACAGCUGUCGCUAACCAAUAGAGAAGCAGUCGUUUCAGGCUGGGGAAGGGUGUCUGAACACGGCGACCCAUCCGAACACCUCCUCUAUAUAAAUAGACUCAUCCUUCCUUAUGAUAUGUGCAAGUCGGGAUUCAUCACAGCAGAACAAGCUGAAGCAUUCAACGAUUCGAUGAUUCUUUGUACAUCCGCGGAAGGCAAAGACAGCUGUCAGGGUGAUUCAGGUGGUCCAUUGACCGUAUGGUCAAAGCUGGGCAAGACAGUCCAGGUUGGGCUUGUUUCUUUUGGCACCGGCUGUGCGCGUGGUGACAAGCCAAGCCUGUACACACGCGUUUCAACCUACGUACCUUGGAUCAAGGAGGAGCUUGCCCGGGAUGAAAAACACCACAGUGAAGGUGAACGUAUCGACUGGACAGUGCAUCGGACGAUAAUUCCAUUAAUAAGCACGAAUACAUAGUUGAGCGUUGCAUACACACGCUCCGCCAAUUACUGGGUGAAGGAAUACGUUAUUCAUCGUUUGCUAAGUGUAAAAUGCAGCAUCGUGCAUGUAUUCAGUUCUCGCAAUUUGUGGCAUUAUAACGCGAAUGAAUCCUAAGGAAUGUUACGCGACAACUUUGUGCUAGAACGAGCAAUAACAAUAAUGAGGACGGAAUCGGAUCCGUCGCAAUUUAGAGGCCAUUUAAUGGCGUGAUUGACAUCAAAAUUGAGGAGGUGUUGUGUUCAUUGUAGUUAUCUGAAGCAAUGGUUCGUGUUUGAGUCCAUCGAGUACAUCAAGUGAUGUUUCUUAAGCGAAGUCACCUAGUAGGCGUUAAGCUCAUCCGGCAGUGGUGGUGAGGGGGGGGGCACUUUUCUUGUGGUCAUUUAGGCAAUAGUUCACAUUACGCGCCAAAACCGUCAUGCGCUAAGAAUACACAGAAAGAAACGCUCAUUUUCACCAUGCAGUACAUUAUGGUACAACAAAUCUAUUCACCAUGAAACUAAUAACAACGGAUGAAUCAGCCGAGUAGCCCGGAAUACAUUCUCUUUUGUUGCUGAGUGAUUUCCACCAGGUUCCUUUACAAAGCAGUAGUUUUGAUUUAUUAUACAGAAUUGCUGCCAUACUCUGCACAGCGUGUAGAGUUUGUAUGCAGUUGGGUUGCCACCAUCUCUUACACUUAGUUAAGCAUCUGUCCCAGACUGAUCCCUCAGGACCUAAAUAAAGUUCCUCAUUACAUACUGCAGAAACAGAGACUUGUGUACGUCGCAUACAUAGAAUGCCACUGAGACCGGAAGGCGGUUUCUCGUUCUGUGCUCAAUCACGUUAAUUGUAGCUUUGGACGCUAAAGAAAAACCUCGAAUAAAGGUAUAUUAGGUGUA